UUGUGCUCUUUCUGAUUACUCAAGCUGGUUUCGGAAGUGUUGUUUCUGGACGCCUUCACACACCAGAAUGUUUUCGUUCCUGUUCUUUGCUGUGCUCUGCGCCAGCUGCCUGGCAAAACCCACCUUGGUGCACUACUCCUACUCUCGUGCAGUUGGAGGUGGUAGUGGCACUUCCUUCUCCUCAGACGGACAGGGAAGGGUCACAGCGAUUAGAGUCUGGGAGAUCAGCAAUUCUUACAUCACUGGUAUCCAACUACGUUAUGAUUACAUUUGGUCUCAAAGACUUGGACGCACAUUUGGAAGUACACAUGAGCUGGAACUAUUUGAUGGAGAAACCAUUGUUCAGGUCUCUGGUAAAUACCACACCAACUACAUCUAUCAGCUGAUUUUUGUGACCUCCAGAGGGCGCUCUCUGAUCGUCGGCCAGCCUACACAGGCCUCCUUCAACUUCUACCCGAUCCACCCGGACGCUGAGCUCAGACUGCUGAGUGGCCGCUAUAAUGGCAAUGGGAUUACUUCCCUGGGAGCUCACUGGGGAGUGGUCUUCAUGGAACAAGGCAACAGCACUGACACUAGCUCAGAAUGAAUAACUAAAAAAUGAAGUAAUGCUCUACUAUUGGUAACUGAUCAAAGACUGUCACUGAUUAUCUUACACGUUUCUAACAUGUUAAAAAAUGUGCACUUGGUAAUCUUAUACCGUUUUUUAGUCAAUACCUCUGAAAAUUGUGUCAGUGGAAUGAUGUUUUAUUAACUAUGAAAAAAAUGUGUAUCAAAUGAAGGACCAUUGAUGGCAUUUUACAUAUCUGCAUCACUGCAGGAAAUAAUGUCGUAAUGCAUUGCACUUUUAAUCAAAAUCACAUGUAUUUUGAGAAAUUCUAACUGCAAGGAUAACAAGAGAUUAUUCAAAAGACUGCAUGUUUCGUAUUUCUGCAUAUUUCUAAUGGUUGGGAAAAUUUGUAAAAUGUUCAGUCUGAGCCUCAUUAAAUUUUUUGCACGCUGCA
Toxotes jaculatrix (banded archerfish) is the source of this 1001-nucleotide messenger RNA. RefSeq names its product zymogen granule membrane protein 16-like. The transcript has 8 exons. The record is from RefSeq and is a predicted model, not a curated record. Lineage: Eukaryota; Metazoa; Chordata; Actinopteri; Toxotidae. Bases 68 to 586 code for a protein of 172 amino acids.